This is a messenger RNA of Mastomys coucha (southern multimammate mouse), 1746 nucleotides long. It is a transcript of the gene Clec4f, whose product is annotated as C-type lectin domain family 4 member F. Lineage: Eukaryota; Metazoa; Chordata; Mammalia; Rodentia; Muridae. The transcript has 6 exons. The record is from RefSeq and is a predicted model, not a curated record. The coding region runs from base 1 to 1566 and encodes 521 amino acids.
AUGGAGAAGGCAGAGCUGAACAAAGAUAUGGCUAGAUUCUGCACAACCAACCAGUGUGUCUCCCUACAGCCCCAAGGACUGGGGCCUCAGUCAGCUGCUCCCAUGGCUCCCAGGACACUGCGGCACAUCCAGGCCAUUAUGGCAUUAAUGGUGGUGACUAUGUUCUUCUCUCUCCUUGCUCUUUUUGUGGCGGAUCAUUCCCAGUCUGUCAGGGAGAGAGACAUGCAAGAGGCUAUCCAGAGGGACCAUGAGGAGAGUUCUAGCAGCUGUCACAAGGAGAUACAGAUACUGAAGUACCAAAUGGACAAUGUCAGUUCUCAGGUGCAGUUGCUUGGGAGCCAUCUGGAGGAUGCCAGUGCUGACAUCCAGCAGACAAAAGAUGUGCUGAAGGGCUCCGGAGCCUUGGCUUUGGAGACCCAGGCACUGAGAAACUCCUUGGAGGUAGCCAGUGCUGAUAUCCAUAGUCUGAGAGAAGAUUUGGAAAAGGCAAAUGCUAUGACUUCCCAGACCCAAGGUCUCUUAAAGAGCAGUACAGAAAACACCAGUGCUGAGCUCCACGUGCUGGGCAGAGGCUUGGAGGAAGCCCAGUCUGAGAUCCAGGCAUUGAGGGGAAGUCUGCAGAGUUUAAAUGGCCUCAGCUCCCAGACCCAGGGCUUUCUCCAGCACAGCAUGGACAACAUUAAUGCUGAGAUCCAGGCUGUGAGAGAUGGUAUGGAAAGGGCUGGUGGUGAGAUGAACUCACUAAAGAAAGAUCUGGAAACACUCACUGCUCAGACUCAAAAAGCCAACGGCCACCUGGAGCAGACAGAUGCCCAGAUCCAGGGCUUAAAAGCUGAGCUGAAAAGCACCAGUUCCUUGAACUCCCAGGUUCAGGUGGUCAGUGGCCAAUUGAAAGAUGCCAGCAGAGAGUUACAGACUCUGAGAAGGGACCUGAGUGAUGUCUCAGCUUUGAAGUCCAACGUCCAGACACUACAGAACAGUCUUCAGAGGGCCAAGGCAGAGAUGCAAAGUGUGAAAGCAGAUCUGCAGGCAACCAAAGCUCUUGCUGCCAAGAUUCAGGGGGAGCAGAAUCGCCUGGGGGCCCUGCAGGAAGCUGUGGCUGCACAGAAGCAGGAGCAGAAGACUCAGAGUCAGGUUCUCCAGCUGAUCAUGCAGGAUUGGAAGUACUUCAAUGGAAAGUUUUACUACUUUUCUCGUGACAAGAAAUCGUGGCAUGAGGCUGAGAAGUUCUGUAGGUCUCAGGGAGCACACUUGGCUUCAGUGACCUCUCAGGAGGAGCAGGCAUUCCUGGUACGGACCACGAGUGCUGAGUUCUAUUGGAUUGGGCUCACUGACCAGGGCACAGAGGGCAACUGGCACUGGGUGGAUAGUACACCAUUCAACUAUGUUCAGAGCAAAGGGUUUUGGGGGAAAAGUCAGCCUGACAACUGGAGACACAGGAAUGGAGAGUAUGAAGACUGUGUCCAUAUGCAGCAGCAGUGGAACGACAUGGCCUGCAGUUCCGCCUACCCCUGGGUGUGCAAGAAGUCCACAGAGUGGCCUGCGGCCAGAGUGGGCCAGAACUGAGUCUGUCCUCCCUGAGACUCCUACAGCCUUGAUCUCACUUCAGGGCUUCUGUGUCCCUGUUGUUCCGCCAUUUAAAACAUGCUCGCCUCCUCCUUAAAGAAAAGCCCUGCAUGCCGGACUCCACUCAACACCCCGACAUGUUUGCCCAGAUAAGCCCUUAAUAAACACUCAUUGAAUGGA